GAUUGUGGCCAAAUUAAACGUGUUCUAAAGAAAAUUUUCUCAUAGGAUGAAAGCCAUGAUUAAACUACAAUCGCAAAAAAUAGUUCGAACUUUCUCGGAAUUUCGGGUUACUGAGAAAUUAGUGUUCAAACAGGGUAGGGGAAAAAUGCAGAAUCCGUAUCUUUCACUAUUGACAUUGAAGGGAAACUUUUUGGUUAUUCAGGUUGAUGGUUUAUUGUUGGAUUAGAAGGAUAAGUAAAACUGUCUUUCGAGUAAAGAGUUAAGUGAAAAAUAUGGUACUUUAACUGUACAAAAAGAUUUCAUUUUGUUCAGCUGUAUAACCAGAUUUUAUUUUAUUUUUACGUUUUUCUCAUUGACGCUGGUUUUUCAUUAAGAAUUUGAGUGUUUAAAUAUGGACUGAAUUUAUUGUACUCAGUGGGACUGGCUUUUUUCCACCACAUCCAUCACUUCAUCAACCACUUUUUUGCCGUUUUUACCGCAUUGGACAAUACGGUGAAAAAUAGCCAGUCCCGUAUUCAGUGAAAAAAUUACGAUCAGUCAUGAUCUAGGUUUCACUUGUUUUUAUAAACACCUUCAAUCAACAUGGAUAGUUAUUUGAUAUUUUUUGAAUUAACUUAACCAACAUUAAUUAAUGAACCAAUCUGUUUUGCCGAGUGUUGAAUUAGUUUGAUAUUAGUUUAACUUGGAUUAAGAGUCAGACCAUUUGCAGCUUUCAUUGUCGACAAUUGAGUUUUAAAAGUCGAUUGUGCAAAAUUUCAUCAAAGAAAUGCUCAACAGUGCAAUUUUGAUGGUGUUUUUAUAUUCAAAUUUUGUAUCAUCGACAGACAUAGAAGAUUCAACAGAGUUCCAAGAAAAAAUUUAUAAGGGUAAAGAUGUUACCCGAAAAGGUGCAUACCCUUACUUUUGUUCCAUCCAAAUACCAAAUGACUAUGAUGUGCGCCCAUAUGAACACUACUGUGGUGGAGUAUUGGUGGAAAGAAAUGUCAUGCUAACAGCAGCUCAUUGUCUUAUCAAUGCCUCACUUGUUUCACAAUUUCACAAUUUACCCAACUAUCGACAUUCACGGUUGAUCGGCAAGAACGAUCCCAUUUUCAAAGUUGAAAAUUAUGUGAUACAUCCAGAUUUUUUAAAACAACGACCAUACAGUAUGCAUGACAUCGCUGUUGUACUAUUGGACAGACCUGAUACUCGACCUAAUGCUAGGCUUCAACUGGCCUCCAGACGUCUUCCUGUGGAUACAAAGGUUAAGAUAAUAGGUUUUGGGAUCACUGAAAACACGUACCUAUCAGAAGUACUGAAAGAAGCAACUGUAAUCAUAAAAGAUGACAAAAAGUGUCUGGAUGAAAAGACAGGAUUUGAGUAUGCUCCAAUUUAUAAUUUCUGUACUCAGAAUAGCGAGGGUGCAGGUGGAUGUUAUCGUGACGCAGGUGAUCCUGCAAUUUGAAAAGAUUCACGGUGGUUCACUUUAUGGUGUGUUGAGUAGCGAACAGACACCCUGUAGAAAGUUCCACACUGAUGUCUUUGUUAAUAUUUUUGCUCAUUUCAAGUUCAUUAAUGAUGUUUUUAUACAAUUUUCUCGUGAUCAAUCUGGAUACCCUAACCCAUUCAAUUACUGCAUGAACGAUCGGUUAAUGAACUCCCAAAUAUAGCAUCCUGCCAUCCAUUGGCCUCAGAAGAGCUUUUAAAUGUCGUAAAUUAUAUCGUCUGAUCUGAAAAGACAUCUUACUGAGAAAAGAUUGCUAAUACAGAUAACAUAGUGCAAUGUUGCACAAAAAAUGAGAAAAAUUAGCAACUUCAAAAAGUCUUAAAUUAUCGAUACCUUUUUCAAUUUAUAUACAAUAUCUUUUUGUGAUAAAACAAAUAUGGUCAAUUUAUUGUAUAUUAUUCAGAGAUGAAUUAUAUUAUAUAAUACAUUGAAAAUUUCGAUUAGUUCACUGCUGUAAUUAUUAUUGUUAAUGUUUUUCUGUUUCAAACUGUAAUUACCUAAAUAUGCCAUAACAUAAACAUUAAAAUUUGAUUUAGUUAAGGCAAAGGAA
Tetranychus urticae (two-spotted spider mite) is the source of this 2036-nucleotide messenger RNA. The record is from RefSeq and is a predicted model, not a curated record. NCBI's taxonomy places the organism in Eukaryota, Metazoa, Arthropoda, Arachnida, Trombidiformes, Tetranychidae.